Molecule: messenger RNA, 2818 nt
Organism: Pyricularia oryzae 70-15
Lineage: Eukaryota; Fungi; Ascomycota; Sordariomycetes; Magnaporthales; Pyriculariaceae
Product: lariat debranching enzyme
Exons: 2
Coding region: 361-2310 (649 amino acids)
Biological process (GO): mRNA splicing, via spliceosome
Cellular component (GO): nucleus
Molecular function (GO): RNA lariat debranching enzyme activity
Source: RefSeq, a predicted model, not a curated record
UACUGGUCGUGCUCACUCAAAAUGGAUUCAUCAUGAGAGCCCACGAGAAGUAGCAGCCUUUCCUUUUCUACCUGCCUUGCGAGUCGAUGUCCCAUUCUUAAAACUUGCAGGUGCAUGGGAAACAUUAACAGCCUCAAGUCCAAAUUAUUUACUCGAGCUAGAUACCUCGAAUGAUCGAUUUUCUGGCUUCAAUUGCCCUCGCAAAACUAGGUGUAGCUGUACAGGAGUUUUGAGCCAAAGAGCUUCAUGCAGAUCGAUCGCUUUGGUUAGGCUUCCACUAAAAUUUUCGACUCACACUCGGUACAGCGCCAUCAAACUGAGAACAAGUCCCCAGAACUUUGUCUGAACGGUGCGGGCAAAAUGGGAGAUGCACAAACCCAAACCUUUACCAGUCCCGAUGGUCUGCGCGUGGCCGUCCAUGGAUGCGGUCACGGUGUUCUUAACGCAAUCUAUGCCGCUGUCGCAAUCUCUUGCAAGGAGCGUGGCUGGGACACGGUCGACCUCCUCAUCAUCGGGGGUGACUUUCAGGCCGUUCGCAACGCCGCCGAUUUGUCCGUCAUGUCAUGUCCGGUCAAAUACCGUACGAUAGGUGAUUUUCACGAGUACUACUCGGGCUCCCGCACCGCGCCUUACCUGACCAUCUUUGCGGGCGGUAACCACGAAGCUGCCUCUCAUUCCUGGGAGCUCUUCUACGGCGGCUGGGUGGCUCCGAACAUUUACUAUCUGGGCCCUGCCAAUGUGGUACGCCUUGGUCCGCUGCGUAUUGCUGCCCUGGGAGGCAUCUGGGCCGGCUACGACUACCGCAAGCCCCACCACGAAAGAUUGCCCUUUAGCGAGUCCAACAUAAAGAGCUUCUACCACGUAAGGGAGAUGGACGUCCGGAAGCUGUUGCAGAUUCGCACCCAGGUCGACAUUGGUCUCAGCCACGACUGGCCUCGUGCGGUUGAGAGGCACGGAGACGAAGGUGCUCUGUUUAGGAAAAAGCCCUUCCUCCGGGAUGAGUCCAAGGCUGGCACGCUGGGAAAUCCCGCUGCUACGUAUGUCAUGGAUCGACUUCGCCCGGCAUACUGGUUUGCGUCUCAUAUGCACUGCAAAUUUGCUGCACUCAAGGUUUACACCGAUGAACCCCCAACGGAGGAUGAUGGUGUUGAGGCACACAAGAUCGACCAUGGCCCUGUCGCUCAAGCGAAGGAUCUGACGGCUGAGGCUUCAGCCCCUACGAUCGAAAAUCCUGACGAAAUCGACUUGGAUAUGGACGAUAAUGAUGAUGCUGCUGGAGCGGGAGCAGCAGCAGCAGCAUCGACUUCUACAAAUGGCGAGACGGCAGCAGCAAAGGAUGUUGUUAGCGAAAACACUUCCAAUGGAAAAGUGGUCAAUCCGGAUGCAAUUGAUCUGGACCUAGACGACGACGAAGCCCAAGAUACAGCACCAGGAGCACCCGGGGGUCAGCCAGAAGAAGACGGGGAAGGAAAAGCAAAACCACUAUCCACAGAGAAGGCCACGAAUGAAAAUAAUACCACAACUACUGCAGCCAGCUCCUUUAUCAGUCAAGAUAUCCGGAACCAACUGCCGGCAUCCUUCGCUCCUCCUCCUCAACAAGCUCCAACCGAAUCCAGGGCGAAGCGCACGCCAGGCCAGCCUGUACCCGAAGGCAUCACCAACAAAGAGGUUCGCUUCCUGGCUCUUAGCAAAUGCCUUCCUGGUCAUGACUUUCUUCAACUUUGCGAUAUAAGCCCCUUGGACCGAUCAUCAACCGGCUCAUCCAACGAUACUCCGCCCAAGUACAGGUUAGAGUACGAUCCUGAAUGGCUGGCUAUCACACGCGUCUUCGCGUCAGAACUGAUCAUUGGAGACUCUAACGCGACUGCGACUACCGACUUGGGCGAGGAACACUACAAGCCUUUGAUCCAAGCCGAGCGCACCUGGGUCGAAGAGAACAUUGUGGCCAAGGACAAGCUGGCAAUCCCGGAAAACUUUGUCAUCACCGCACCCCCUCAUAUUCCUGGUCAGCCUGAAGGCGUACCGGAACAACCAGAUGAGUAUACGAAUCCCCAAACGUCAGCAUUCUGUGAGCUGCUAGGCGUUAAAAACCUAUGGAACGCAACGGAUGAGGAGCGCUUGGAGAGAAAGAACCAAGGCCCCCCUCCGGACCAAGGAGGCUUCCGCGGUGGCCGCGGCGGUGGUUCAGGGGGUGGCAGAGGUGGUAGAGGCGGGUUUGGAGGACGAGGACGAGGUGGCCGAGGCGGUCAAGGUGGUGGGGGCCGAGGUAGAGGAUUCCGUGGCGGACAUGGUGGAAGAGGCCGUUACUAAGAAGGUAGGAUAAGCUUCUCUGUACAGCAUCAUGGGACGGAUGCAAGUUGUGGCGGGAGUGCCUCUGUUGUACGAGCUUGCUACACAUGAUGGUUUAUGAUGAUGCCCAUGUCUUGCGAGAUUACUACAUUGCAUGUGCGCUGUCUGCAUCGAGAACAAUGCGCUGGCUGGUGCUAAUGUUUACGCAGCGGAGUUUGGUAUGAAAGCAAAGAAGCAGAGAUGAAUGACUGGAACAAAGAUAGCAAGCUAAUAGUUCGUUGUGGCAAGCCUAAACAACUUAGAGCAAAGUCAAUUCGGUAAAGCAACGAACCCAAUUAUACCAUCCGCAGCAUUCUUACAUUCUAACAAGUUCAUUGGCAUGCCGAAACCAGGGAAUAACAAAACCGCAACUCAAAUACAAAUGAUUCCAUCCCUUCAAGCCAUGAAUUCGAAAUCCCACCAUAUUUACCUACCAGUGAGAGUGCCAGCCCCCGGCUCCUGGGACAGGCUCAUCAAAAGGGUUCGGAGA